Messenger RNA from Macadamia integrifolia, 735 nucleotides. Its product is annotated as probable NADH dehydrogenase [ubiquinone] 1 alpha subcomplex subunit 12. Gene Ontology annotation, cellular component: membrane. The record is from RefSeq and is a predicted model, not a curated record. Bases 63 to 536 code for a protein of 157 amino acids. The transcript is spliced from 5 exons. Gene Ontology annotation, biological process: mitochondrial respiratory chain complex I assembly; response to oxidative stress. NCBI's taxonomy places the organism in Eukaryota, Viridiplantae, Streptophyta, Magnoliopsida, Proteales, Proteaceae.
CCACUGACCAGCACGUUAAGAAACAGGCAAGAGAGGAUCGAAAAGGUCAGAGAGGGAGAGAGAUGGCUUCGUUGCUGAAGAAUGCUUUGAAAGCGUUUAGGGAGAAGGGCGUCAGAAAUGUCUUCAGGGAGAUCAGGGAAGAAGGAUACUUGAAGUGCCUUACGGAUGGAAACCUUUUGCAAACCAAACUCCAUAACAUAGGCGCAACACUUGUGGGAGUUGAUAAAUUCGGGAAUAAAUAUUAUGAGAAACUUAAUACUCAAUAUGGAAGACACAGGUGGGUGGAAUAUGGUGACAAGGGCCGGUAUAAUGCAUCUCAGGUUCCAGCAGAGUGGCAUGGGUGGCUCCACUUCAUCACCGACCACACAGGGGAUGAGCUUCUGAUGUUGAAACCCAAGAGGUAUGGAGUUGAUCACAAGCAGAACUUUUCUGGGGAGGGUGAUGAGUUCAUUUACCAUUCCAAGGGACACACACUCAACCCUGGGCAGAGAGACUGGACUAGAUACCAGCCAUGGCAGCCUACCAAGACCUCCUAAGAAUUCUUCUCUAAACAUCUCAGGGCCCUUCAGAUUGUCUAAAACAUUGUGUGUCCAUCCAUGUAUUUUCUUUAUUCCAACCCUUGAGGGCAUGAAAUAAUAGGUCGCACUUUGUUCGUUGUGCUGAAGCCGUGAAUAUUUUUCCCUAGAAGGGUAUGAACAAGUAAUAUGUUUACCUGCAAGCAUUUUACAUGAUUUA